Messenger RNA from Pelobates cultripes (western spadefoot toad), 1040 nucleotides. The record is from the annotation of a GenBank genome assembly. Lineage: Eukaryota; Metazoa; Chordata; Amphibia; Anura; Pelobatidae.
AUGGGUCGCACAAAGAAGCUUACCGACCCGGGAGGCACCCCGAGGCCCGCGGGUCCCGGAGGGGACCACACAAUAAGGUCCUAUCUGCAUCCCACUACCCGCGCACAAUCCCCACAGCCGGAAAUGGAGGCCGCAAACCAAGCGCCGGACUCCAUUCCAUCCACUCCGGCCAGGCACUCACCUGCCUUAUCCUAUGCAUCCGAACCUCAGAUGCUGCAGGAGGAUGGAUGGAGGGAUAUACUGCCCAACCUCCUAACGAAGACUGACUUCGAGGCCCUCUCAGAUCGCCUAGGCCGGGUGGUACGUGAAGAAGUGGCCCAACUCCGUGCUGAUAUGGUAAACAUGGAGGCCCGUAUGUCCGUGGCAGAGGCAGAGACAAAAGCCCUCCGGACAGACCUGGAGCACACCAACACGGCAGUCACAGGCCAGGAAGCAGACAUGGCAUACCUCACCACGUGGAUAGAUGACCUGGACAACCGCGGCCGCAGACUGAACCUACGCGUCCGCGGGGUGAGGGAAGGAGGCCCGUCGGAGAAUAUUCCAGACACGCUGCGGCAAAUAUUCACGCAGGUACUGGGGGGUCAGCACAUACCCAGACUAGGCCUAGUAAGGGCACACAGAGCUCUGAGACCCCUGCCAGCCCCAGAAGACCAGCCCAGGGACAUCAUAUGCUGCCUAGAUAACUACCAGCUAAAGGAGGAAAUAUUGCGCACGGCCCGCCGUAUGGGAACCGUCCGCCUGGAGGGGCAAAAUAUAUCCAUCUACAACAAGCAGGUAUCCCGUACCGCUGGGGCUACCCAUUUUCCCUGACAGCUAGACAGGGCCCGGACCAAAUAACGCUGAGGAAAUCAGAAGAAGUCCCAAGCUUUCUACGCACCCUAGGCCUCCCGCCAAUACAAGUACCCGACUGGCUAACAAGGUCGUUCCUCCAGCAACCACCAGGACCGCAGCAACCACGCAGACAGGAUCUGAACCCCCAAGGGCCCCAGCACCAGCGCCGCCGUGACUGGAAUCAAGGCCAGGCAAGGCGUGAGCGAUAA